Papaver somniferum (opium poppy) is the source of this 1171-nucleotide messenger RNA. RefSeq names its product cyclase-like protein 2. The record is from RefSeq and is a predicted model, not a curated record. Gene Ontology annotation, molecular function: arylformamidase activity. NCBI's taxonomy places the organism in Eukaryota, Viridiplantae, Streptophyta, Magnoliopsida, Ranunculales, Papaveraceae. The transcript is spliced from 6 exons. The coding region runs from base 119 to 970 and encodes 283 amino acids.
ACCAUAUAAAGAGCACACCAAUAUAGACAUUCAACUGCAUUAUUACACCAACUGAACUGUGAGGCAUUCAACUCGAUCCCCAUUGAAAAGACAAAGGCUAAAGAUAGAGCUGAAGACGAUGACGCUGAAUAGCAAUCCUCAGUUGAUUAUGCUACUAUGUGCUUCUGUUAUGGUAUCCUUUGCGGUGAUCUCUUCCUCUGCAACAUCAACAGAAGCUUACCCAUCUGAUACCUACAAAGCUUGGAGUAGUAAUGGUGAGGCUGAAAUCACUAUGGAGCUAGUCCCACCAAGAAGGGAAGUUCAUGGAGGAGGAAGAAUUAUUGAUAUCAGUCACACUUUUAGAAGUACUAUGCCUAAGUGGGGAUCAUCUGAAGGAUUAGGCCAGUUCUUGACUAUACAUGACGGUGACAGUAUGAAAAAUGGUUCAAUUGCUAACUUUUCUGAGAUGAAGUUGCCUAUACAUACUGGAACCCAUGUUGAUGCGCCUGGUCAUGUUUUUGAUCAUUAUUUUGAUGCUGGUUUCGAUGUUGAUACACUUGAUCUUGAAGUUCUCAAUGGUCCGGCAUUGUUAGUGGAUGUUCCAAGAAACAAGAACAUAACUUGUGAAGUUAUGAAAUCCUUAAACAUUCCUAAAGGAGUUAGUCGUGUUCUUUUCAGAACAUUAAACACUGACAGGAAGCUCAUGUGGAAAAGCGAGUUCGAUACAAGUUAUGUUGGAUUUAUGAGGGAUGGUGCAAAAUGGCUAGUAGAAAACACUGACAUCAAGCUAGUUGGAGUCGAUUACUUAUCUGUCGCUGCGUAUGACGAUCUGAUUCCUUCUCAUCUUGUUUUCCUGGAAGGCAGGGAGGUCAUUCUAGUGGAAGGUCUAAAAUUGGAUGACGUUAAGGCAGGAAUGUAUAAUGUCCACUGCUUGCCGCUAAGGUUAUUUGGUGCCGAGGGAUCACCAAUACGAUGCAUUCUCAUCAAAUGAUCAUCUAUGAUGUUUGUGUACAAGUUUCUUGAAAUCAAUAAUUUCGUUUUCAUGGUUGUGCACCUCCACAGUUGUAACUGGUUGUGAUACAGUAGUUUGAAUCAGUACCUAGCAGCGCACCUCUGCGCUGUAACAAUGUCAAUUGUAAUACUAAAUAAUUUGAAAAUAAGCUACUUGUCCAAGGACAAGCCUACGCCAAUA